AUGUCACCGAACAGUGCCUAUGAAGGUGCUGGCGCUUGGCGUAGGAAGAACGGGAACUGCAUAGAAGCCCUCCGCAAGGCGUUGGAGCGUCUUGGAUAUCUGAAAUGCUACCACAUGAUGUCCGCCAGCGUUGAGAACCCUCCAGAUUGCUUAAUGUGGCACGAUGCUCUGAUUGCUAAAUAUAAUGGCGUGGGCGAGUUCGGACGAAAGGAAUGGGAUCAGCUUCUGGGGGACUGCCAGGCUGUCUGUGACUGGCCUGCAUGUGCGUUUGCCAAAGAGCUAAUUGAAGCCUACCCCAAUGCUAAGAUCAUCCUAACCACUCGUGAUGUGGAUUCGUGGCAUGCAUCCGUUAUGAAGACCGUAUGGUGGCGUGUAUCCGACCCCGAGCACCGCUUCAUUUCCAACUUUAGCUGGGCGGCCAGCAUGUAUUACCCCAUGCUGAACAAGUUCUUCCAGACUUUCUUCCGGGGUGAUUUCCUCACCAAGGGAAAACAGGUCUACGAAGACCACGUGGCGGAGGUGCGUAGCUUGGUUCCCCCGGAGCGCUUGUUGGAAUACAAGAUUAGUGAUGGCUGGGGCCCGCUGUGCGAGUUCCUGGGUGAAGAGGUUCCCGAUACCCCUUUUCCCCGCGGCAAUGACAUGGCCGACUUCUUCCAGCGCUGUCGUACUCGCAAUAGGCAUCAGAUGAUGAAUGCAACUCUGCAGGCUCUCACUAUUGGUGGGGCAAUCUUGGCCACUGGCUUGGCUGCUACCAUAAUGUUCAAGAGAUUUUCGCGAUAA
Messenger RNA from Aspergillus tanneri, 780 nucleotides. RefSeq names its product sulfotransferase family protein. The record is from RefSeq and is a predicted model, not a curated record. Lineage: Eukaryota; Fungi; Ascomycota; Eurotiomycetes; Eurotiales; Aspergillaceae. The transcript has 4 exons. Bases 1 to 780 code for a protein of 259 amino acids.